Messenger RNA from Diplodia corticola, 2163 nucleotides. RefSeq names its product xpg i-region protein. Gene Ontology annotation, cellular component: nucleus. The coding region runs from base 1 to 2163 and encodes 720 amino acids. Gene Ontology annotation, molecular function: 5'-3' DNA exonuclease activity; 5'-flap endonuclease activity. NCBI's taxonomy places the organism in Eukaryota, Fungi, Ascomycota, Dothideomycetes, Botryosphaeriales, Botryosphaeriaceae. The transcript has 3 exons. The record is from RefSeq and is a predicted model, not a curated record. Gene Ontology annotation, biological process: mismatch repair; DNA recombination; DNA double-strand break processing.
AUGAUCUCUACCCAGGACGAUUGGGCCGCCAACCUGGCCGAGCACUCCAAGCUAGAGGAGCUCUCCGGCUGUUCUGUCGCUAUCGAUGCCGCCGACCACCUCACCCGUCUGCUCAACGACCCGCAAUGGAAGGAGCCGCUGCUCCCCGCCCUGGGCGGUCUGCCAUUCUCGAUGAAGCGCCUUGUGCUCGACGACCUGCAGCGCUGGAAGAACCACAACAUCACGCCGCUCUUCGUCUUCAACGGUCUGGAAUUUGGCCAGCGCGACAGAUCAUUCCGCACCUCAGACGACGCCUCGCGCGUCACCGCCGAAGCUUGGGAGCUCUACAACCAGAGUGAGGCCGAACGCGCAGUGCAGACAUUUGGGGAGGCUCCUUCAACCAGGACCGAUGACUACCUGCGCAACUUCCAGUUUCUCUUGAACGAAGCUGGCGCCGAGUUCAUCGUCGCGCCCUACACCGCGUGGGCCCAGCUUGCAUACCUCGAGAAGAGCGCAAAGCACCUCUGGCAAGCCAUUGCUGGUCCGUCCGAGCUGCUCUUCUUUGAUAUCGAGAGGGUGAUCACGGCGUGGGACUGGGAGCGCGGCGAGUUUACAUGGAUGGGCAGGCGGCAAUGCAUGAGCGACCUGGGCAACCUGGGGCCCGACCAGUUCAUCGACGCGUGCCUGUUGGCAGGCUCUGAGCUACUGCCUCCCCUGCCCAUGCUCGAAACUCGCAGGAACAAGCCCAAGAUUAGGAGCGCCGUCGAGAUGAUGAUGUCGCUAGGUCGCACCGGCAUGUCCGUCUGCCAGAACUACCAGGAUGACCCGAAGCUCCGCUCUAUGAACUACACCGACAAGUUUAUGCGGGCCAAGAUGUCCAUUCAGCACCAUAUCAUCAUCACCCUCGAUGGAAAGGUCGAAGUCCUCAACAAUGACCGCGCACCUAGCGAUGUCCACGAAUUCAUGAGCCAGCGUCUUCCCGAUGAAGUUUACUUCUACCUCUCCAGGGGUGCCAUUGGCUCGAGGGUUCUCACUGCACGCACGUCCGCGGAGAUUAUUGAGAUUGCCCCGCUGGACGGCGGUGAAUCCCUAGAGUAUCGUGAGCUCGUGCGCGACCAGCUUGUUCCCCUUCGCAACACUGCCAUCUCCCUCCUCUCGUCGUCGCUGCAUCGCUUCUACCAGCACAAGCACGUCUCGCUCUACACAUGGUUCGACCGCAACAAUGCUAAGACCAUCUCUCUGAGGGAUAUGUCGGAUUUCCGUCCCAUCCUUGCUAAUUGGAAUGUGAAGGCUGCGCUGAUCCAAGAGAAGGUCAAGUCGUUGGAAGGAGCGGAGACGAUUGGCUUCGCGAUCCAAUCUCUGAAGGAUGCCGAUUUUGCUGCGAAGACACUGAUCAAGAGGGACACGUCGAAGCUUUUGAGCGCCAGUGACGAGCUGAUUUACAACUCCGUCUGGCGAUUCCUGCAGCUGCGUGAAUUCAUUGACUCUAAGCACAACCUCACGCCGUGGGGUGAGGCUCUCAACGCGGCCAUUACGGCGCUCAAUGGGCGCUCGGAGCUGGAAGAGGCUGUCUUCAUCGCCAUGGAGCUCACCCGCCUCAACAUCCUCACCUCCAAAAACAUGUUCCCUUCGUACGGCGGCCCGCCCAUCCGUGGCUCCGAGACCGACAAGCGCAACAACCUCCUCGUGUCUCGAGUCGCCUGUUUGGGUAGGCUCCGCCACAGGCCAAUCGGCUUCACCGGCCCACUGAGCAGGCACUUGCUUGGCUACCACUCGGUCAUCUCUUCGGUACGCAGCAGCCUUCGUGAUCUCGCUGAGGUCAGUCUUACGACGCUUCUUCUCAACGGAGAUGCCGAGCGUGAUCGCAGCGACUACAUCGACCUCGGAAUCAAGCUGCCGUUUGGCAUUCCCAACGACUGCGCCAUGGGCAUUGCGGUUAAGUCCUACCUCGACGAACUUCACAUCCAGCCCGACCCGACGACUCCUGAAGCGAAGGCCAGCACCAAGACUCGCGCGGCGCGUGAUUGGUUCCCUGAGAGCAUUGAUUUCAUCGGCGAUCUCGACAUUGCCUUCAAGCUUUGGGAUGCCGUGUACGCCGGUAUCAAGAAGGCGAGUGAUGCCGGCCUGGUGAGAGAUGGCGCAGCUUGGGACGAGGUGAACAAGUGGCUUGCACCUAGACGCUGA